UACGUCAUUGAGAAAUGCAGUGCUUGUGAUAUGCUUUAGUUCAGAUUUGGGUCAGUGCCUUCGGUGUACCAAUUAUCACUAUAAACUAAAGCAUCUGUGACUGGUAUUGGGGAAACCUAGUGUGUUUGGAGUUUGUAUUUUCGUCUUCUUCUGAGAACGUGUUGAGUGAUCAAAAGACACCCAACUGUGCUUUAGUGCAGAUAUCACCAUGCCAGUUGCACUUGGAGGUCCUAUGGGUUACACUCCUCCAGAGGGUGGCUGGGGUUGGGUAGUUGUGGUUGGUGCCUUUAUUUCUAUUGGUUUUUCAUAUGCCUUCCCAAAGUCCAUCACCGUGUUCUUCAAAGAGAUUGAAACGAUCUUUCAAGCCAGCAGUAGUCAAGUCUCCUGGAUCUCAUCCAUCAUGCUAGCUGUCAUGUAUGGAGCAGGUCCAAUCAGCAGUAUUCUAGUGAAUAAGUAUGGGAGUCGUCCGAUCAUGAUAGUAGGUGGUUGCCUCUCCGGAACUGGACUCAUUGCUGCAUCUUUCUGCAACACAGUUGGGGGCUUGUAUUUUUUUGUAGGUGUUGUAGGAGGUUUGGGACUCGCAUUCAAUCUCAACCCAGCCCUUACAAUGAUUGGCAAAUACUUCUACAAAAGAAGGCCCAUUGCAAAUGGUAUUGCCAUGGCUGGUAGUCCUGUGUUUCUAUCCACUUUAGCUCCUUUGAACACUUGGUUUUUUGAUCAGUUUGGUUGGAGGGGUAGCUUUCUCAUCCUGGGUGGGCUCCUGUUUAACUGUUGUGUAGCUGGAUCUCUCAUGAGGCCUAUUGGGCCUAAACCCCAACCUGCUGUGAAAGAGGUUGGUGCUAAUGAAGAAAAGAAGAAAGGGAUGCAGAUUAUUAACAGUUUAAUUGAUUUAUCUCUCUUCAAACACCGUGGAUUCCUUUUGUACCUCAUAGGCAAUAUUGUCAUGUUCUUUGGCCUUUUCACUCCAUUAGUAUUUCUUAGUAACUUUGCGAAAAGUAGGUCUAUUCCAAAGGAGAAAGCAGCUUUUUUACUUUCAGUGCUGGCCUUUGUCGAUAUGGUAGUGCGACCAUCUAUGGGGACAGUGGCCAACACCAAGUGGAUACGACCGAGGGUCCAGUAUUUUUUUGCAGCUUCAGUACUAUUUAAUGGUCUGUGCCAUGUCCUUGCACCACUUUCAGUCGAUUAUCUAGGGUUUGUUAUCUAUUCAGUCUUCUUUGGAUUUGGGUUUGGAUGGCUCAGCUCUGUGCUGUUUGAAACCCUAAUGGAUUUAGUGGGAGUACAGCGCUUUUCCAGUGCAGUGGGCCUGGUCACCAUUGUGGAGUGUGGACCAGUGUUAAUUAGCCCUCCAUUGCUGGGAAAAUUUAAUGACAUCUACCAUGACUACAAGUACACAUACAUUACCUGUGGAAUAGUCCUGCUGGUUGCAGGCAUAUUCCUUUUUAUCUUCAUGGGCAUUAACUACAGGCUGCUGGAUAAGGAAGCAAAGGAAGAAGCUAGAAAAUCACAACUAAAAGGAAAAGAGGAGGAAUCCACAAUAGACAUUGCAGACAGAGACACUGUUCCUGCACAACAAGUUAACAGAGAAGCUAAAACAGCAGAAGACACUGUGUGACAUACCCUAUCUAGACAUAAUUGCACAGUUUUGUGGAAAUAUAUGACAUGCCUUUCUGCAUUAUUUUAUUAUUAUUAUUAUUAUUAUUAUUAUUGUGCAAUAUUUCCAUGACUAAAAUAUCACUGAAAGGACACAAGACAAGAUUUUCAAAAAUUAAAAAAAUUUGUAUCAGUCAAAACUAAUCUAACAUAAUUUUUUAAAAGAGCAUUUUAAUAGCCGGCAUUAAAACAAUAUUUUACUUUUCUUUACUUUUUUUGUAUGUAACCUUAAAACUUAUGUUUAUAGCCUCUUGGUAAGGAGGCUGAUUAAUAUGUAAUAUAGAUAAGUAUGUGGACUCCUGACCAUCACACAUAUGUGUGGGCAUUUCCCAUGCUAUUAGCACAAAGGUGAUAACCCAACACUGUAAAUGGAAUUUUUGGAAAAACUGAGCAUAUAUGGAAAAACUGAGCAUAUAUGUUAGUAUGAUGAUGUACCUAUGCACAAAUUGAUGUCCAUGAAGACAUUGUUUGCCCAAGAUUGAAUGGAAGAGCACUAGGAGCCUGCGCAGAGACUAGGCCUCAACCCAAAUGAAGACCUUUGAUUAUUAUCAAUACAGCAAAGGGGGACUGAAUGUAAAAUAUAUGAAUUUAUAAAAUACAUACAGGUGCAAUGGUCACUUGUCCACAAAUGUUUGGCUAUGCAAUAUAUUGUAAUGCUUUGUAGUUACAAACUAACAAAGUUUGAUAGCCAAAGUGUCUCAGAUUUUGAAAGAUAUAUUUAAGGAACAACCAAUCAUGGGCAUUUUGAAAAAUGAAAGCAUUGAUUUUCUGUUUCUCUGCAGUUAUCUCAUGCUUUCAGUUAGUAUCAUAAAGUAAAU
Messenger RNA from Clarias gariepinus (North African catfish), 2468 nucleotides. RefSeq names its product monocarboxylate transporter 1-like. The transcript has 5 exons. Gene Ontology annotation, molecular function: monocarboxylic acid transmembrane transporter activity. Gene Ontology annotation, cellular component: membrane. The record is from RefSeq and is a predicted model, not a curated record. Bases 209 to 1612 code for a protein of 467 amino acids. Lineage: Eukaryota; Metazoa; Chordata; Actinopteri; Siluriformes; Clariidae. Gene Ontology annotation, biological process: monocarboxylic acid transport; transmembrane transport.